UGCGGAGUUAAAGUCAAGAUUUUCGAUCCAAAUUCUCUCUCUCAGUUUGAUUUCUUCCUCUUUUCUGCCGGCGGAAGGCGCGUCGAGGGCUCCCCCUUCUUCCCGGCAUACUUGUUCUCAGAUCUCUCUCUCUCUCUAUCUUUCUCUGCCUGCUGAGGGGAAUUAGGGAUUCUGAGGGGGAAAUGGCGACCGUCUCUCCUCUGGCGAAGUACAAACUAGUUUUCUUGGGGGAUCAAUCCGUCGGGAAGACGAGCAUCAUCACCCGUUUCAUGUACGACAAGUUCGACAACACCUACCAGGCUACUAUUGGCAUUGAUUUUUUGUCGAAGACGAUGUAUCUUGAGGAUCGAACCGUCCGAUUGCAGCUCUGGGAUACAGCUGGACAAGAGAGAUUUAGGAGUCUCAUUCCAAGCUACAUCAGGGAUUCCUCUGUUGCCGUGAUUGUAUAUGAUGUUGCAAGUAGACAAUCCUUUCUGAACACUACAAAGUGGAUUGAGGAAGUACGAACUGAACGUGGCAGUGAUGUUAUCAUCGUUCUUGUUGGUAACAAGACAGAUCUCGUAGACAAGAGGCAAGUUUCUAUAGAGGAGGGAGAGGCCAAAGCCCGUGAACUUGGGGUCAUGUUCAUCGAAACAAGUGCUAAAGCUGGAUUCAACAUUAAGGCCCUUUUCCGGAAAAUCGCAGCUGCACUUCCAGGCAUGGAGACUCUCUCUUCAACAAAGCAAGAAGACAUGGUUGACGUAAACCUGAAGGCUACUUCUUCAAAUCCAUCACAAGCACAGCAGCAAGGAGGGGGCUGUUCUUGUUAAACCGCAGCAUCAUCCUUGGCCUCUUGUCAGGUCUUCCAUUUGGACCAACCCGUUACCGGGUUGUCACAUUUUGUUUGUUAAUGUGUGAGAAAGAAGCUCAAGGUUGGCAACUUUGAAGGCCGUUGACAUUGAUACUACAUGCUGGAUGAAGGCUGGUUGUAGAGUUGAGUUUCUUCUAUCCAUUAGUUUGCUUUGUAGUUAAAACCAGUCAUGAUAUUUGGAGAAUACUUGCAUCAAAACCUUAUUGAUUCCAAAUUUACUUGUA
This is a messenger RNA of Nymphaea colorata (pocket water lily), 1074 nucleotides long. Its product is annotated as ras-related protein RABH1b. The record is from RefSeq and is a predicted model, not a curated record. Lineage: Eukaryota; Viridiplantae; Streptophyta; Magnoliopsida; Nymphaeales; Nymphaeaceae. Gene Ontology annotation, molecular function: GTPase activity; GTP binding. Bases 183 to 809 code for a protein of 208 amino acids. The transcript has 6 exons.